Molecule: messenger RNA, 3758 nt
Organism: Onychostoma macrolepis
Lineage: Eukaryota; Metazoa; Chordata; Actinopteri; Cypriniformes; Cyprinidae
Gene: ttl
Product: tubulin tyrosine ligase
Exons: 7
Coding region: 515-1729 (404 amino acids)
Biological process (GO): protein modification process
Source: RefSeq, a predicted model, not a curated record
UGCGUUGGCUCCCAGCGGUACGUCACAUCAUGAGCGUGUUGGGAUAAAGAGGCUUCAACAGGGGAUUUAAACUGCUGUCUACUGUCUAGACGACUACACAGGAAGCGAGGAAUUACAUGCAUAGUUAUAUAUUCGACCUCUAUUCUUGGGCUCCGUACUGCGGCAGCCUAUUACUGGGCUGUGUUUUAACAUCUGCUGUUCAUAGACAACCAUGGGAAGAGAGGAAGCUAGCGUAGACUGUUAGCUGCGAGAAUCCAGAAAGCAAAUCCUUCAAGAGUCACACCCUAAUAUUCACUAUCCUCGCAGCGGCCACGCGACUGCGGGUGACUUACAGAUGCCCGGCCCUGCUUUUCUGUCUGGAUCUCAGUCUCUGUGCAGAAACAACUAAGAAGCAUCAAGAAAGUCAUGUGUGUCCGGUUUCGGUCUACUUUGUUGGGAGACAGAUAACGUUAGUCGGCUAGCUAGUGUGGGAUCAUCAUCACUCCUCUGCGCUUUUAGCAGGAGACUGAGGAAUAUGAGUUCACCGAUGUACACGUUUGUUUUGAGAGAUGAUAACAGUACUGUGUAUGCCGAGGUCGCCAAGAUCCUCAUCUCUACUGGAAAAUGGAAACGACUGAAGAAGGACAAUCCUCGGUUUAAUUUAAUGUUGGGAGAGAGAAAUCGGCUGCCUUUUGGACGGCUGGGUCAUGAACCAGGACUGAUGCAGCUGGUGAAUUAUUACAGAGGAGCCGAUAAACUGUGCCGCAAAGCUUCACUGGUCAAGAUUAUCAAGACCAGUCCAGAGUUAAAGGACUCUUGUAACUGGUUCCCUGAGUCUUACAUCAUAUACCCAACCAACCUCAACACCCCAGUGGCCCCGGCCACCAAUGGCAUCAGCCACAUGAAGAGCAACCCAAAGACAGAUGAGCGGGAGGUCUUCUUGGCUUCAUAUAACUCCAGAAAGGAAAGCGGAGAGGGAACGGUGUGGAUCGCCAAAUCAUCAGCAGGUGCUAAAGGUGCAGGAAUAUUCAUAUCUCACGAUGCAAACCAGCUGCUUGAGUUCAUCGAUAAUCAAGGCCAAGUGCAUGUCAUUCAGAAGUAUCUGGAAAGACCUCUGCUGUUGGAGCCGGGACAUCGCAAAUUUGAUAUAAGGAGUUGGGUGCUUGUAGACCAUCAGUAUAAUAUCUACUUGUACCGUGAGGGAGUGUUGAGGACGUCUUCUGAGCCCUACAACAGCUCGGAUCUGCAGGACAUGACCAGUCACCUGACCAAUCACUGCAUCCAGAAGGAGCAUUCGCAGAACUACGGCCGCUAUGAGGAGGGCAACGAGAUGUUCUUUGAUGAGUUCAGACAGUACCUGUUGACCACACACAGCGUUGCCAUGGAAACAUCUAUUUUACCUCAAAUCAAGCAUAUCAUCAGGAGCUGUCUCACAUGCAUCGAGCCAGCCAUUAGCACGAAGCACCUGUCCUACCAGAGCUUCCAGCUCUUCGGCUUUGACUUCAUGCUGGACGAGAGCUUUAAAGUUUGGCUAAUUGAGAUCAACGGGGCACCGGCCUGUGCACAGAAACUCUACCCUGAGCUGUGUCAAGGCAUCGUGGAUGUGGCCAUCUCCACAGUGUUCUCUCUGAGUGCAGAUACCCUCUCGUCCUCGCCUCCGUUCUCCACUUCUCCAUCUCUAUCCACCAACUCCUGCUCCUCACCCAAGAUCAGAGCGCCCCAUCACUUCGGCCCAUUCAUCAAACUAUAAAUUGCUGUUGUUGCAGGAUGCUGCUGUUGCCAUGUAACCCCCUUCCCAUAGUCCUGCCCGAAAACAUCAACCAAUCUAGGAAGCAUAAGGGUCAACACCUGAUCUUGGGGCUGAGCAUACAGGGGAUUCAUCACUGUCUGAAGAGGACAGAAGGGAAAUGAGGUCACCUCUGUAAACUCCUCUUCCUGUUUCCAUCUAUCAUCUCUAAACCCAGAAGAGUCCACAGAAAGAGCACGAUUUUCCAAAAGAACGACUGGAAGGUGAGGAAAAUCCUGCACACAUUUGUUUUUAGACCACAGUUGUUUGGGGCUUUAACACUCAUAAAAGUGAUUUAAAGACAUGAAUUUGCAAGCACACAUUUGAAUGAGGAAGGUGUUGCCACUGAAGAGGAGGGUUUACAGUAGCUACUUUACCCAUAGAUCUGUUGCGUCAACAAGACUCCUCAGGACUUUUCCAGGCACCUUGAUGAAACUGAGAAUAGAUUUGAGACUUUAGUGCCUUACAUAUUCACUUUCUCACUAACACUAACUCCCAACAAGCUAAUCUGGCUUUUUGUAUGUCUGUAUGUAUCCCAUCAACUCUAUUAUCUAUCAGAUUGAUCUGUGUUUUGUGCUGUUAGCUUCAGUGUGUUCUAAACAAUUUUAAACCACAAAUGAAUCUUUCUCAGAAGAAGCACAUAUGUAUGAUUUGCAGUGUAGUAGUGUACAUGGUUGUGAUGUCUACAAAACAGUAUUUGGUAGAAGUAGCAGAAGAUAACAUAUUUAUUUAAAAAAAAAAAUUGUUGCUAUUCUGUCCAGUGAGACCAUAUUUAGUCUUCCCAAUGAUUCUUUUGCUGUUAAUACAAACACAUUUUAGGUCUGGUUCAUAAUUACUGUGACAAGCAAUCAAGAACAUCUGGGAAUUGGGGACGCACUUCCUUCUGCUUGUUCUGUCAGGAGACAAACACAUGAGCAUUCACAACUCAUCGCUUACUAUCCAGUAGACAAAUGAUACGGCAAAAUAUCCAUAAUUGUCUAUCAGUUUAGUUCACAAUAGUUAUUUCAUUCAUUCCCAGCUGUGUCGAGAGUUUAAUUAUUUCUGAAACGAGUAAACCUUUGGUGGACUGAAAUGUUGCAUGUCAAAGCAUGAUAAAAGCAAGGCUCUUUAUACAGACUUGGAGAAAGGUAGAGUUUUUAUGUUAAGAUGAAUGCAUCACUUCAACUCGUUUUAUAUUGUUAAAUUUGUUUAUGCAUAACAGAGUUGCAAAGAUUUGUCUUGAUUUCUUUUUAGCACCUAAUAUGGGAAUGGCUUUGCGAGUCACUGAAUAUUUGAAUAUCCUUUGGUUCAUUGACAGCAAGCUCUGAACGGUUGACCUGUACACUGUUAUGAUGAGGCAAGUGGAUGUAGAAGAAGAAGAAAGCAGCAUUUAGGUGAUAUUAACCAUGUGGUAAUCAGAUAUCAGUAUUGUUGUUUGGGGGAAAAUGAAGGACUUCAGUUUAAAAUGGGUUUAAGCAGUAUUACAGCUCUUUGACUCUAAAAGAAAAAGUAUUGAAGGAAAGGUCUGUCUAUAUGAAACAAUGAGAGGAGAUCGGUUAUCUAGUUUUAUUAUGUAUCUUUGCAUUACUUUCAUAUGGUUUGUCAUAUUUUUACAUAGACUUUGCUGUACAGUCUUUGCAUUGGCUUUUUUGUAAAAAGAGAAAACUCAAGACAGUUGUAUGUAGCCUGAAUAAGGGAUAACAUGUCCAUUUAGCCAAAGAUGAGUGUGAUUAAAUAUCCUCACUGCUGUCUAAGGAACAUCAUUGGUUUGAUUUAAGUUGUGAAAUGUGGGAAUGCUGUUUCAAUCAUGUUUUUCUCUGUAUCUGUUUGAAGGAAGAUCAAUGCAAUGUAUGUUAUUAGUAGUCUAGAUUGCUGUAUUUGUUACUGUUGUUUUGACCAUUUGAAAAUAACAAAAUACACUUUUACUAUGUUGAAUUGUAAAAGUCUAAAAGUAUUUAAGUUAUUCAAAUAAAAGCAUCCAUCAUGUGCAAUAAAUUUGUUUCCUAAAUGCUCA